AUGACACAAUCACACGUGGAGAUGGCACUGUAUUCCGCUUCUUACCUGAUGGUUCAUGCACAGCCUGCAGAGAAAGAGAGGGAUGUGAUAGAAGGUGUCUGGAAGUUUUUCUUCGAGCGAGGUCAAGCAUUUGCAGUGUGGGGUAAGCUCUUUGCGUCAGAUCAGCCUUGGAAAAAACAAGGACCGUCUCUAUAUAGAGACAUGGCGAGUCCGUUGUACUACGCAUCUCUGGCAGGUCUUCUACGUACAAUUCGACUUUUGAUAGAAGAGGGUGGCGCAGAGGUCAACGCGGAGAGCGGUAAAUACGGCAAUGCACUCCAGGCGGCUUCAUAUAAAGGCCACAAAGAGAUGGUGGAGUUGCUGCUUCAGAACGGCGCCGAGGUUAACGCAAAAGGUGGUGGAUUCGGCAAUGCACUCCAGGCGGCUUCAUAUAAAGGCCAAACAGAGGUGGUGGAGUUGCUGCUUCAGAAAGGCGCCGAGGUCAAUGCGGAGGGCAGUUUCUACGGCAAUGCACUCCAGGCGGCUUCAUCUGGAGGCCAUAAGGAGGUGGUGGAGUUACUGCUUCAGAACGGCGCCAAGGUCAAUGCGGAGGGCGGUCUCUUCGGCAAUACACUCCAGGCGGCUUCAUCUGAAGGCCACAAAGAAGUGAACGGCGCCGAGGUCAACGCAAAAGGUGGUGAAUUCGGCAAUGCACUCCAGGCGGCUUCAUAUAAAGGCCACACAGAGGUGGUGGAGUUGCUGCUUCAGAAAGGCGCCGAGGUCAAUGCGGAGGGCGGUUUCUACGGCAAUGCACUCCAGGCGGCUUCAUAUAUAGGCCACACAGAGGUGGUGGAGUUGCUGCUUCAGAAAGGCACCGAGGUCAAUGCGGAGGGCGGUUUCUACGGCAAUGCACUCCAGGCGGCUUCAUCUGGAGGCUAUAAAGAGGUGGUGGAGUUACUGCUUCAGAGCGGCGCCGAGGUCAAUACGGAGGGUGGUUUUUACGGUAAUGCACUCCAGGCGGCUUCAUCUGAAGGCCAUACAGAGGUGGUGGAGUUGCUGCUUCGAAACGGUGUUAAGGUUAAUGCGGAGGGCGGUUUCUUCGGCAAUGCACUCCAGGCGGCUUCAGUUAAAGGCCAUAAAGAGGUGGUGGAGUUGCUGCUCCAGAACGGCGCCGAGGUUAUUGCGGAGGGCGGUCGAUACGGCAAUGCACUCCAGGCGGCUUCAUUUAGAGGCCGCAAAGAAGUGGUGGAGUUACUGCUUCAGAACGGCGCCGAGGUCAACGUAAAAGGUGGUGAAUUCGGCAAUGCACUCCAGGCGGCUUCAUAUAAAGGCCACACAGAGGUGGUGGAGUUGCUGCUUCAGAACGGCGCCGAGGUCAACGCAAAAGGUGGUGGAUUCGGCAAUGCACUCCAGGCGGCUUCAAAUAAAGGCCAAACAGAGGUGGUGGAGUUACUGCUCCAGAACGGCGCCGAGGUUAUUGCGGAGGGCGGUCGAUACGGCAAUGCACUCCAGGCGGCUUCAUUUAGAGGCCGCAAAGAAGUGGUGGAGUUACUGCUUCAGAACGGCGCCGAGGUUAACGCAAAAGGUGGUGAAUACGGCAAUGCACUCCAGGCGGCUUCAGAUAGAGGCCACAAAGAAGUGGUGGAGUUACUGCUUCAGAACGGCGCCGAGGUUAACGCAAAAGGUGGUGAAUACGGCAAUGCACUCCAGGCGGCUUCAGAUAGAGGCCACAAAGAGAUCGUGGAGUUACUGCUUCGGAACGGCUCCGAGGACCAGGGGUAG
This is a messenger RNA of Penicillium soppii, 1761 nucleotides long. Its product is annotated as ankyrin repeat domain-containing protein. Gene Ontology annotation, molecular function: protein binding. The coding region runs from base 1 to 1761 and encodes 586 amino acids. Lineage: Eukaryota; Fungi; Ascomycota; Eurotiomycetes; Eurotiales; Aspergillaceae. The transcript is spliced from 3 exons. The record is from RefSeq and is a predicted model, not a curated record.